Molecule: messenger RNA, 1965 nt
Organism: Photinus pyralis (common eastern firefly)
Lineage: Eukaryota; Metazoa; Arthropoda; Insecta; Coleoptera; Lampyridae
Product: 4-coumarate--CoA ligase 1-like
Exons: 5
Coding region: 284-1885 (533 amino acids)
Biological process (GO): fatty-acyl-CoA biosynthetic process; long-chain fatty acid metabolic process
Molecular function (GO): long-chain fatty acid-CoA ligase activity
Source: RefSeq, a predicted model, not a curated record
AAUAAUCUGUGUUUAUCUUGUGACAUAAACUAUUCAUCCUGGAAAUGUAUAUUGGAGUCAUUAUAACUCAUUAAGGUUCAGAAAGCAUUGUUUUCUCUUCCCCUUAGAUAUGCCAUUAGAGUAUUGUUACCGUAUUCAUAAAAAAUAAUUAGUUUUUGUGAGUGUUGGUAUCUGUAAAGUUUAACUAGUAUACAGGACCUUCAAAUAAAAACAAUUGCUGUUGCAUUCUCGCUAAUCUAAACUGAUCAAAAGUCACAUCACGAACUAGUUGUACAUUGCAAAUAUGGAAGCAACGCUAGAAGGAAAUAUAAUCAAAAUGCCCGACCUGAAGUACAUUCCAAAGGCUAAAGGUGUGGGACGCUUGUAUUUUGAUUGUAUGUCUAAAUAUAAGGAAAACGUAGCGCAGAUUGAUGGUCUCACCGGUUCAACGGACACCUUUGCUCAACUUCUGAGUCGUUGUAUUCGGGUAGCCAUAGGAUUGAAGGAGAUGGGCCUCAAAUCGGGCGAGAUUGUGUCGGUUUGCACAUUGAAUCACCUUAACAGCUGUGUGCCGAUGAUCGCUUCCUUUUUCCUUGGCGCAAUAGUUUCAGCAGUUGAUGUCAAUUUUAGAAGCAGCGAACUAGCUUUUUUACUCAAGCAAGCGCCGCCCAAAGUUAUAUUUGUGCAAGAAAAUGUCGUGCCAAAAGUCGAAAGUGCUCUGGCUACCAUUGGAUCUGAUGCAAUUAUUGUUGUUUUUGGUGAUCAUUCAGGACACGUUUCAUUCGCCGAGUUACUGAAAGAUCGAUCGGAAGAGAAAGAAUUUAAACCAAAAGAAGUGGAAAAUCUUUAUGAGACGGUUUCAAUAUGUUUUAGCAGUGGCACAUCAGGUCCUCCAAAAGGAGUUUGUUACAAUCAUUACACCAUGAUGUAUUUAGGAAGUGAUAAAGCGCAUGGUUCAUGUGACUCUGUGUUGUCUGUCAGUUUCGCAACACCCUAUUGGGUAGUCUUUCUGUUAGGCGUGCAUUUUCACAUAGUCAAAGGAAUCACUCGAUUAGUAUAUCCACAGUUUGACCCGAGCAACGCUUGGCAAACGUUUACUUAUCCGAUUACAUCUGGAUAUUUCAAUGUGGCACACAUUCUAAGCAUGCUAAAAGAAGGCAGACCCAACAACAUCCAAACUGACAGUGUAACAGAUAUUAUGAUAGGGGGAAACACAGUACCCGGAGGAACAAUUUUGGCAAUGAAGGCGUUACUUCCAAAUGCUCGCGUUCGCCUAGUAUAUGGCCAAACCGAAAUUCCUAUGUCGAUAGCAAGUUUCAAUCCUCUUAAUCCGAUUGAUCUCAGAUUUAUUGAGGAAAAACCCACAUCGGUUGGUCGCGGUGUUCCUGGAGUGUGGUACAAAAUUGUAGAUUUCGAAAAUGGUGCAGCACUUGGACCGAAUACUCCCGGCGAACUUCGUAUUAAAACUAAGAUGCAAACAAAUGGAUACUACAACCUGGACUCGUCGCAAAUAUGGGAUGAAAGCGGCUGGUUAAAAACUGGGGAUCUCGCUUACUAUGACGAAGAUUUGUGCUUCUUCAUUUUAGGACGUGUCAAGGAGAUGUUUAAGUAUCGAGAAUGGCACGUUAUCCCCAGCGUUCUGGAAGGUAUUCUGAAUACUCACCCGGCCGUGGAAAGUGUGGCGGUUAUAGGUGUUCCACAUGAAAUGGAUGGUCAUCACCCCAAGGCCGUUGUUGUUCUCAAACCUUCACAUCAAAGUACAAGUGAAGAGGAGAUUGAGAAAUUUGUGGAAGAAACCGUAAGCGAUAGCUGUCGUCUACGAGGAGGAGUCAAAUUCGUCUCCGAAUUGCCAUUAACAGUAACAGGAAAGAUAAUCAGAAAGCAAGUCGAGGAAAUGUUCUCCUAGCUUUCCGCCGAGGAUCAUAAAACAAUUUGUAAUAGUAAUUAUACCAAAACGUAGUACAAAAAUAGAAAGAUUAAAGGACA